AGAGGAAAGAGGGAAAAGAAGGCGCGAGAAUGUCCUAUAGCACGGAGUGCACACUCGCACGCUCUCUUGCACAUGAGGAGUGAAUUACUGAGAGGUGCUGAGAAGUUUGUCUUCAUCAAACAGCAGAUAUGGGAUUAAACUUUCCCCCAAGGUGGAUAUUCCCAUGCUGGAUGGCAUGCACCGUGGUUGCCUUCUAUGCACAAAAUGCAGUGUCCAAAUCUCCUCAGUGUGGCGGACAGCAGUACUUAAAAGGCUCAAGAUGCUGCAAUAAAUGCAAACCAGGUCUACGCGUGUUUGCUGAUUGCAGUGAAUCCCACCAGACCAAGUGUGUUAAAUGUGCUCACGGGGAGUACCAGCCCUAUUGGACCCAAGAGACGCGCUGCCUCCAACAGAGAAUAUGUGAUGCAGGUAAAGGUUUCAUGUCACGACCUGAAAAUCUGGAGGCUGAGGAGCCUUGUCGCUGUCUUCCCAACUUCCAGUGUUCGCCCAUCAACUGCGAGUUCUGUGAAAAGAUUCCCACCUGCCGCCCCGGGUACGGACUAGAGGUGGAACCAGAGUCCAUAAACGGAAGGAAGAUUUGUGUUCCGUGCAAGAAAGGAUUCUUUUCUGCAGACAACAACACCAAACAAUGCAGACGGUGGACGGAUUGUAAAGCAGAGGGCAGGAGUGAGACAGCACCAGGCAGCGCGCAGGCAGACGCUGUAUGUGGACCACAUGUUUCCAGUGCUGCCCCUUCCUGGGUGAUAGUGUCAGUGUUGUCAGCCAUCACUGUCCUCUGUCUCCUCAUCCUGCUCCUCUUCUGCUACAAAGAUAAACUCAACUUACUCUCUGUUAAUCUGCGAUCAUGCGUUCAGAAUCUAAAAAGGACAAGGAUACAACAGGAGACUCUAGCCCCUCUCUACCACAGUGGAGCAGCGGGAGGUCUCAAAUACAGCCCAUGUGAGACCACCAAACUCUUCUGCCAAGCCCCCCACAUGAGCGAGGGUGGGGAGACCCCAUGCACCUUAUUCCCGUCCACUCCCAGUGUUGCAGUCUCCCCCACUCAGACCCAAGAAAUGACCACGACCGAAGGCCCACAGAGGGAGGCAGUGACGGAGGAGGAGAGCCAAGGUUCCGGUGGUCCUGAGGAGGUGUCGGAAGAAGAGGAACUUACCAGUGUCUCUCCACUGUUGCCUGGUUCCUGCAUAUGCAGCGUUCAGGUCCAGGAGCCUCUGGAGGUUGGGGAGAAUGAGGACUGUAGCCAAGCUGUCAGCCCUGGGACUCCCUGGACUUGCUCUUGUGGUGGUCUACAUGCAGAAGAGAGGUCAAAGGAGGACAAGAGUUCAAGAGUCAGACAGGAAAACAUAGCCAAGAGUGAGGCAAACGUUGCCUCGCUUGUCUCUUUUUCACCUCUUCUCCUCCGCUCUUCCUCCGUCACUCCUCCAUCCAGCUCGGUUCCUGAGCUCUGUGUUCCUUUGAGCAAGGCUAGGGUAAGACCAGAGUUUAAAGGUCACCUGAAAGAUAUAACGGCAGCUAAGCAGAAGGGAUAUUAUAGACUGGAAAGCACAGACUCCUCCUUCACAGACAAUAGUGGGCCCACCGUGAUGACCUCGGUUAGCCCUUUAAAAACUUCCUCAUCUAUGGGAGAUCUCUACUCAGAAAGGCCUCUGGAGGCCCCCAGUCAAGAACAAGGCCACAAAGCCUCCUGGGAGGACAGCAGAGGAAAAACACUUCUGUCUGGGGACACAGAGCUCGAGUGCCCCCCCGGAAGCCUCCAGAGUCAGCUUGCAGAACCAACUCUUACCUCAGGUCAAGUUUCGGGGAGUCACAACACCACCUUCAUCUCCAGCGGUCAGGUGGUGAACUUCAGCGGCGAUGUCAUCGUCGUUUACGUCGGUCAGACGUCUUCCGGAAGUGAUGGGGUGCCGUUGGAUGACGACUUUGCAAGUCCUGUCCAAGAACAGGCCAAUGAGACUGCUUUGUUUUUCCAGAGUAGUCUGAGGUCAGCGGAGGACUCUGUUACUCAAAAGCCAAUAUGGGAUGACACCGCGCAGGCACCAAAAAUGACUGCAUAGCGUCUCAGUGGUAACCAAAGCAGUAAAGCAAUGGUGUUCUCUAAUCAUCUACACACUUUUUAAACGACUUCCACCCGUUAUGUAUAGCACUUGGCGUUUCAAGGUCAAGGGUGAGCCCCCCCCUGGAUUGGUUGCCAGCCGGUCAACAGGCUAACUGGAGUUCAGACCGGCAGACUUAUUGAAGGUAUAUUUCAAUUGCACCAUUAAAAGGGAUCGUUUGACACUUUGGGAAAGUUUCUCUAAAAGAUCCAAAUGUUCACAAUGUGCAAGUAAUUGUUAGAAGCCUUACAAAAUAAUAUAAUGGAAAUAAAUCUUUUUAUGGUGGGAAAUUUAAUCUGCUGGCGACAUUAGACGGGAGAUGCCAAAAGUUCUUUAAAGAAAAUAUUAACUGGCAUUUCUCAGAGUAACUUUUUUCCAUGGAAAGCUUUUUUUUUUCAUAUAAAUCUAAUAAAGAGACACAUCCAGUUUUGGUACGAAUCUUGUUUUUUUCAGUAUGAAGAUUUGUUUUCAUACUGCACCAAAUGUGCAGUGUCUUUUGGAAAAAUGCUAUGCAUUUGAUGGACUAUUUUUAUUUCAGUAUGUUUAACAUGCAGGCUUUAAUGAAGAAAAUGAAAAUGUUUAUUAUAAUUUGUUUGAAACAAAUUUGCAUUGUUUGUGUAUUCAUAUUUUUUGUUUUGUUUUU
Molecule: messenger RNA, 2736 nt
Organism: Syngnathoides biaculeatus (alligator pipefish)
Lineage: Eukaryota; Metazoa; Chordata; Actinopteri; Syngnathiformes; Syngnathidae
Gene: tnfrsf11a
Product: tumor necrosis factor receptor superfamily, member 11a, NFKB activator
Exons: 10
Coding region: 129-2054 (641 amino acids)
Biological process (GO): ossification; lymph node development; response to interleukin-1
Cellular component (GO): external side of plasma membrane
Molecular function (GO): cytokine binding; tumor necrosis factor receptor activity
Source: RefSeq, a predicted model, not a curated record